Cryptococcus wingfieldii CBS 7118 is the source of this 2808-nucleotide messenger RNA. Its product is annotated as SCY1 protein kinase. Bases 1 to 2808 code for a protein of 935 amino acids. Gene Ontology annotation, molecular function: protein kinase activity; ATP binding. Gene Ontology annotation, biological process: tRNA export from nucleus; protein phosphorylation. The transcript is spliced from 8 exons. Lineage: Eukaryota; Fungi; Basidiomycota; Tremellomycetes; Tremellales; Cryptococcaceae. Gene Ontology annotation, cellular component: cytoplasm. The record is from RefSeq and is a predicted model, not a curated record.
AUGAACUAUCUCAAGUCCAUUACCUCCUCCGUCCUCCAGUCUACGGGGGUAACCUUCCCGUUUAGCAUUGGGGAGCGUAUUGCGGGUGUAGACUCAUACUCGUCGAUAUGGGACGUCCGUGAAGGCGUCAAGAGGGACGAUGGCACGCCCCUCACCCUCUUUGUAUUCGACUCUACCCUUCCCCCUCUUAAUGGCAAAGACCGCAAGACACUAUUCCACCUGGCAAAGAACGCCCUCAAAAAGCUCAGGACUAUCCGGCAUCCCGACAUUAUAAAGUACAUCGACUCUAUAGAAACAGAAACCCACGUCUAUAUCGCCACAGAGCGGGUGAGACCUUUGGCCGCUGUUUUGAGAGACUGGGAUACCGGGGGAGCACUGGCGACGGGCUCGGGAGCGUCGAGAGCCAAGGGCAAGGAGGAGUGGAUUGGAUGGGGUGUCAAGUCAAUAUCAACUGCUGUCGCCUUCCUGAAUACUGCACCUCUGUCUCUGCAUCAUUCAUACAUCCUGCCCUCCUCCAUCUUUGUCACGCCUGCUCUCGAGUGGAGACUCUCCGGAUUCGAGCUUCUGACGAACAAGGAUGAUGGAAAUGGCGUCUUGUGGAGCUAUGGAGGAUUCGCACCUGGAGAUCUAGGUGAAAGAGCACCUCCUGAAGUGAAGAAAGGCGGAUGGGGUGCUCUGAGAGAUACCGACCCUGCCCAGCACGACAUCUAUUACCUGGCUACUCUCCUCUUCUCUCUCUACAACCCAAACUCCCCUCUCCCACCUCUCUCCUCCCAGCCCACGCCAACCUCAUCUGGAAAUAUCCCACGCUCACUGUUCCCUCUGUGGAAGCGCAUGCUGAACCCAAAUGCCCGGACGCGACUGUCCACAGCAGGCUUCGUAGAAGAACUCGAAGGAGCUGGGUUCUUGGAGAGCAACUCGCUCGUCAGCGUGAUGAAGGGUCUCGACAACUUUGAGCUCUUGUCAGAGUCGGAGAAACUCUCUCUUCUGCGGGUUAUCAAAGACUCGAGCUCCUCCCUCCCAAUACCCUUCCAGACGUAUCGUGUCCUCCCAUCCCUCUUGCAUUCUCUUUCACUCCCCUCUGCACCUUCAUCAGCCAUGCUUCCCCUUGUGCUCUCACUGGGGAAAGGUGUGCCGGGUCAGGAGUAUGGUAAAAUGGUCCUGGAGCCUGUCGUCAGGCUGUAUCAAUCACCGGAUAGAGGGACAAGGAUGGCGCUGUUGGAGGGGCUGGACAAAUAUAUCGAGAAGCUGGAUAAACCUACCGUGACUGAAAAGAUCUGGCCACAUUUGAUCACUGGGUUUGCCGAUACCGUCCCCGUUCUGCGAGAAGCCACUGUCAAAGCCAUCUAUCCUCUCUCAUCCAAACUAUCUGACCGUGUCCUCAAUAACGACCUCCUCCGUCUCCUCGCCAAAACCCAAGCCGACCCCGAACCAUCCAUCCGUACCAACACUUGUAUCCUGCUCGGCCGUCUUGCUCCUUCUCUAGGCUACAAUACCAAGAAGAAGGUGCUCGUACCCGCCUUUUCGAGGAGUCUGAGAGAUACGUUUGUCCAUGCGAGGGUUGCGGGUUUGAUGGCGUUUAUGGCGAGUGUGGAUAUCUGGGAGAAGGAAGAUUUGGCAGGGAGGGUGUUGCCGGGUGUUUGUUUCUGCUUGGUAGACAAAGAAAAGCUGGUCAGAGAUCAGGCGUUCAAAGCGGUCGACAUGUUCAUGGCCAAAAUUACCUCCAUCGCCGAAUCCAUGCCCAAAUCGUCCAACCCAGACGGCCACGCCGCCUAUCCGCCGGUCACCUCUCUCUCCUCCAACUCUACACUCCCAACCUCGUCUGCCAAUACGGUAUCAACAGCAUCAUCCGCCGCUGGCGCGCUCGCAGGGUGGGCAUUGACGGGUUUGAGUAAGGGGUUGAGUAAAGGCGAAGAGCAUGCGGAGAUCCAAUCGGGUGGUGGUGGGGGUAUGCCGGGAGGGUUUGGGCUGGGUGCACCGCAAGGCUCGGGGUCUGGAGGGUUCGGGUCGACUGGGACUUCUCAAGCACCUAGCGCGGUCGCGUCGCAAACGGCAUCGCCGAGAGGAAGCGACGAGAUUUUCCGACCUCCCCAGUCUACAAUUUCGAUUGGCGGUAUGAAGAUGAAGCCGAAGGCCAAGCCCACAAAGCCUUCUGCCUCUUCGUCGAAACCUGGUUUGAAACUCGGCGGUGUCACUAAAAAGCCUCAGGCCAAACAAAAGAGCUUGGCAGACCAGUUGGCGGAAGAGUACGAGGAUGAUGAUGAUGAUGGGAUGAAUGCCUGGGGUAAUGACGACUUGAUGGACGUCAAUGCGGAUCAAGAUGAUUGGUCGGCGUUUGAGAGCGCUCCGGUACCGGAAGUUGUCGUUCCACCACCGCAAGAUUACUACGUCAAACCCACACCCAAGGCCAAGCCUGCUCCCAAAUCCACCCCUGCUCCUGCGGCAAAGCCGGAGCCGAUCCCCGUCCCAUCCCCUGUUCCACCUCCAGCCCCCCUCCUCGCUCCCGCUGUCAGCGCCUCCCCUACACCUCCCUCACCGCCCACGACACUCGCUCCCAAACCCAUCAAACCCACCCCGUCCCCCAUCGCCGCCCAGACGCCCAUACUCACUUCUUCACCCGCCUUGUCGCAGGUCUCUGCUAUGGCGAAAUCACCUGCGCCCAGUUUCUCGUCAGAAUUGAGUGCUGGAACUGCCACCGGUGGAGGGGGACUGGCCGGGAUGAGUAAGGAGGAGAAGGAAAAGGAGAUGGCGAGGAGGAGGGAAGAGAGGAAGGCCAAGAUUGCGGCCAUGAAGAAGGCUAAGGCGUGA